AUGAGCACUCCUGCUUCGGCCACAGAGAGGCCUCCUGGUCCUCAUAGACAGAAUGUCAAACUCGUCACACAGGAAGAACAGAAGGCGAAUAUCGAAUUAGAGAAACCCUCUCCUGACCAGGAUUCAAACGCGUCCAAAGCACCUACACAUCAACGCCUUGUGCUCACCGACCCCAUUGCCUUCAGAUAUCUGCAAGAAGAUCCUGGCGUACAAGUCAUCGAAAGAAGCCAAGAACUCCAAGGCUAUGAGAUUUACGUUGUUGAACAAUGGGCCACUUCUCGCAUCCAUCCCACCUUUGUCAUCACCACUUUCACAGGUGACCCUCAACAUGUCGCUCAGGUCGGUAUAUUGAGCGUCCCUACAGACGAGUCUGGCUGGUCCCAACGUCUGCGCGUCUACUUCAAAGCCCUGAAUCAGUACCAUGCCCGCCGGAGGGAGACUCCGCUUGGUAUACUGAUGAUUACGAACUUGUCUGGCUUUCCUUCGUCCCUGACUGUCAUUCCCGUACCCGACGGCGAUCUGAAGAAGCAUCGUUUCGACUUCUUUGUUGCCGAGAAUCUCAAGCGUAUGGGCUGUUCUGGGCGUGUCGGUUUGACUCUGUCCGCACCCAACAGUGCUACUGUCGCCAAGUUCCAUCAGCUGUACAAGACGAGUGAUAAGAAUGCCGUCUACACAUCUGUCAUCGAGCUCGUCAAAUUAUGCCAGGCCGCUCUCAACAUCUUCGACAAACUCGAGUUUGACUAUGUGGACGGUCUGCUGUGCGAUGUUACUGAGAAGGCAGCCAAUGAUUGGUGGUUGGAUAUUGGUGCCGAGUUUUAUGGCAUUGAACCGCACGAUGGCAUCCUUGGGCCAACCACAGUCGCUGCCUUGCUUGGCUUGCUGAUGGGUGCUCGCAACCGACUGAGCGCAGUGGGGGCGCCGGUACCAAAAGACCCAUUCGACAUUGAAGGCAUGAAGCGUGGAAUAUCACACCUCCAAAAGCACAAUCGGUUGGAGCGGACUCGGAGACUCGAUCGACACACACUUGACAAACUGCAUAGAAUAUCUGCCAAGGCAGCCAAUGCUGAGGGGUGGUCGGUACCUCGGGCUGUCAAGUCUACUGUAGCAGAGUUGAGCGGAAAGGGCGGCGAAAUGCUUGCAGAGGUUGUCGGUAGACGCGACAAGGCUGGCAUUGCCGAUAUCGAGACGUCGUACAUUGAUCGAUUCGAGCAGCUUGUCUACGGCCAGCGCUGUAAGUGGCUCUGGCACGGAAAGCCUCUCAAGAACCAGUCUGUCGAUCUAAGAGGCCAGAAGCCAGAUAGGCUGACUUUCGGGCGGGUUGAGCGCAGGCAUACACAAGAGCCGGUUGUGACUGCGCGGGCGGUCUCUGACGAGGUCAUGUCACCUACGUUGUCUUCCAGCAGAGAAGGCGAGGAUUCGAUCAAAGAAGAUGCAUAUCUCCAUCGGUCUGUCACGAAACGAGCGACAGGAAUUUUUCACGAGGGAAGAAGAGGCUUCGACAAGUUCAAGGAUGCCGUGCGUGGCCAUCAGCCCAGAGGUUCCAAAGACGAGUCGCCCAUCACACCUGCGGAUCCUUCGAGACAAGACUUCGGAUCCCCUGCUCUAUACCGCAUCAACUCUUCUUCGCCAUCUACCAGCCCCAAGAUUCCUCAAGGUGCAGACGGAAAUCUUGAUCAAGUACUCGAAUCGCGAGAGCAACAAAUCAAAUCCCAGAUUGCUGCACGCCCCGAUCCUCAAUACGCCAACCAUCUCCUCACCAGCCCUGAAGAUACCAACAACAGCAUCUUCCCAGUCGAAGACCCACAGCGCAAGAAAUCCGAAGAACAAGCACGAGACCACCACGACAAAAGCGACAACGAUACAGACAUUGAUAUGGAGGGCCUAGACACAGUCUCCCGCACCCUGAGCGGCGAACCCUCAGUCUCAAUAGCAGGCUCCGACUACCACGGCGUGGAUCUCAAACAAGUGCUCCCUCUACCUCCAGAUCACGCUCAAGAUAUAGGUCCUCUGCUGCGUCGUAUACAUUCCUACAGUGAUUUUGAGAACUUGACAGCUGCAUCACGACCAGAUGACUAUUAUCCUCGUCGCUUGAGCUUUUCAACAGCCGAAGACAGUAUCCUGGCUCCUGUGCCUCUACUCCUCCCCCCGCCAUCUCCAAAUCCAAAUACUGCGUCGUUGCCCGAUCAAUACACACACGAAACAACACUCUCCAGCGACCUCAAAGCCCUACGCGCAGCAAUCGCCAUCUUGGACCGCAAAGAAGCAACAUGGACACGCAACCAACUCCUCUCCACCUCUGCACUGCUCUCAUCCGCCGACGCCGAUCAAGCAGCCCUGGACGCACUCUAUCGCCCUUCGGCGCUAGCCCUCCACAAUAUCAGGGAUGCGACAGAAGUGCUGCUCAUCGACGAACGCGAUGCCCUACACGAAGGCGCCAAGGAGUUGGAAACGCUGGCUCAAAGGUUGGAUUACGAGAUUGAAGGACUCAGAGGCAAGGUUGAGGAUGUAGAGGUCAAUGUGGGCGAUUUUGAACAUGCGGUUGUGGGGAUUGAAGGGAGGAUUGCUGAGUUGGAGGAUGUGGGCCAUGGGAGGGGUGUCAUGGGUUGUGUUGUUUGUUAG
Molecule: messenger RNA, 2619 nt
Organism: Aureobasidium namibiae CBS 147.97
Lineage: Eukaryota; Fungi; Ascomycota; Dothideomycetes; Dothideales; Saccotheciaceae
Exons: 2
Coding region: 1-2619 (872 amino acids)
Cellular component (GO): Sin3-type complex
Source: RefSeq, a predicted model, not a curated record